This is a messenger RNA of Xiphophorus maculatus (southern platyfish), 2006 nucleotides long. RefSeq names its product interleukin 1 receptor associated kinase 4 (gene irak4). Gene Ontology annotation, molecular function: ATP binding; protein serine/threonine kinase activity; magnesium ion binding. Gene Ontology annotation, biological process: protein phosphorylation; signal transduction. The coding region runs from base 194 to 1582 and encodes 462 amino acids. The transcript is spliced from 11 exons. Lineage: Eukaryota; Metazoa; Chordata; Actinopteri; Cyprinodontiformes; Poeciliidae. The record is from RefSeq and is a predicted model, not a curated record.
CGUUUGGGGAAGUUGCUCAAUAUUGGAAAGGCACAUUUCCCUUCACUGUAAAGCCAAAUAUUCAUGUGCUGCUUAUCUGGUUUUAGCAGCGCUAUCUCCGCAGUUUCUUUACCUUUCAUGGGUUGAUGAUUUUGUCAACAUGACGGUCAGAUAAAACCAAAUUAGCAGAUAUCACCAGAAACUAUUUGUCGGGAUGAGUAGUUCUUUGACUUCCGCUACUUACAUUCGCAACAUCAGUUACGGUCUACGCCGCCAGUUAUCCGACUUUCUGGACCCUCAGGACAGGUGGAAGGAUGUGAUUGUGUCCAUACGGAAGCCGAGCGGGGAGCCGAGGUACUCCCAGCUUCACGUCAGGAGGUUUGAAGGUCUUGUGACGCAGGGGAAGAGUCCCACCGUGGAGCUGCUGAAUGACUGGGGAACCACCAACUGCACAGUGGGAGAACUGGUGGAUAUUUUGAAGAGCCGCAAUUUGUUGGCUGCUGCCGGUCUCCUGCUACCUUGGGAAGAAUAUUCAUCGGCAGAGACACUCCCGCUCCCCUUACCACUACCUCCUGACAGAGACCCUCCGACCAGACCACUGGACGAGACGCAGAGUCAGCCUCCACCCGCCGGAUCAGCACCGGAGACACAAGUAGUGAGUGAAAACAGCGAAACAGGACACACAGGUAUUUCCAGUUUUAUGUACAGUGAGCUGAGGAAGAUCACAGGCAACUUUGACGACCGGUCCGUCUCAAACGGUGGCAGCCGACUCGGAGAGGGGGGCUUCGGCACCGUGUACAAAGGCUUCCUGAACAACAGACCUGUGGCGGUGAAAAAACUAAACCCAAUGGAUGACAUGCCUCUGGACAAGCUGCAAGAUCAGUUUAACCAAGAGAUUCAGACUCUGAAAGUGUUGAAACACGAGAACUUGGUUGACAUGGUUGGAUUCUCAUGCGACGAGCAGCAAAUGUGUAUAGUGUACGCCUUCAUGGCCAAUGGAUCUUUGCUGGAUCGACUCGCUUGCUUGGACGGCAGUCCUCCUCUUUCCUGGCGACAGAGGUGCUUGAUCGCAGAAGGGACCGCUAGAGGUUUGGAGUACCUCCAUAGCAACUAUCAUGUACACAGAGAUGUUAAAAGUGCAAACAUCCUGCUGGAUGAGAACUUUGUGGCGAAAAUCUCCGACUUUGGGCUGACGAGAGCGUCGGCCAAGCACACGUCUACGACGAUGAUGACGGAGAGGAUCGUGGGGACCCGUGCGUACAUGGCCCCUGAGGCCCUGCGGGGACAGAUCACCCCAAAGUCUGACGUGUUCAGCUUCGGAGUGGUGCUGUUAGAAAUAUUGUCUGGACGUCCGCCAGCUGAUGAAAACAAGGAGCCCCAGUUCCUGAUGGAUAUCAGGGACGACAUCGAUGAUGAAGACGAAGAUCUGACCCUGGAGCAGAUUUUGGACAGGAAGAUGACAGACUGGGAGCUGAGCCAGGUGGAGAGCAUCUACUGCUUGGCUUCCAACUGCUUGGAUGACAGAAAAAACAGGCGGCCGUUCAUCAAACAGGUUGUUUCAGAGAUUCACAGCGUCAUCAAAAGCAUCUCAUUGCAAUUGUAGGCACGGAGGGAAACAAGAGGCUCACAUUACCUCUGUUCCAAAGUAAAGACUGACAAGUCUUCUGCUUUUUGACUUUAGAAAGUUCCUUAUUGACUGCAAGAAAGAGAUUUAGCAUUAAAACAGCUUUCCCUUUUGUAUUUAUAUUCACGAAUAUUUGAAGAGGAGCACCAACAGGACAUCAGCUCUGCUACGCAGAUAUUUAGCCAUUAGCAUGUCAUAAGCCCAUCUUGCAGCAGCAGCUCCAGUCAGAGGCAUCGUCAGAUUCGUUGCAAGACUGACUGCUACUGGAGAUCCUUCCCAUCCACAGCAUCACAUCCAUGACUUUUUAAAGAUACUUGGAGGAUAUGAGUUAGAAGAAAAGUGUGAGCACACAUUUUAAUUAAUUUUUUAAAAAUUAUUUACAGGCUAAAUUUUUGUGUUGUAA